ACAUUGGUAGGACUGAUAUGCCUGGUUAGUUGAUAUGUUACUCCUGUAGUAAUAUCUUGACAGUAAGGACACAGGUAGGACAGAUAUACCAGUACUAGUGCUAACCUGGAAGGAGCCAGCAUGUCUGAUACACAAGGAAAGUGUCCUAUGCCCGUGUAUGAUGGGUGUAUGCUGCCAAUGUUUCCUAUCCUGUUACCAAAUGCUGACAAACAGAUGACUGCCAUAAGGGACUUCCAGGCGAGAGAGAGCGAUAUCCUUAUUUGUAAUUUUGCGAAAACAGGGACCAACUGGGUAUACGAGAUUCUGUCUAUGCUGGUACAAGGUCAUUCAACGUACCUUAAGGAUCUUAAAACGAUUGGUAUGCUAGAAAUCAUAGAUCUGACGACCUUGACCGACAUGACGUCACCACGUGUGCUCAACACUCACAUCCCGUACCGCUUUUUACCAAAGCAGCACUUGGUCAAGGGAUGCAAGAUAGUGCACGUGCUCCGCAAUCCUAAAGACACGCUUGUGUCCUGGUACAACCAUACUAAACGCGACUCUCGUCUGAAACACGACAGGACAACAGAGGAAGAGGAGUUCCCGGGAACCUGGGACAACUUCCUCAGGGAUCAGAUAGAAAACAUACAUAAUACCUAUGAUGGUUUCUUCAAAUUCGAGAAGGAUUGGGAGGCUGCCAAACGUUCUAAAGCCGUCACCAACGUCCACACGAUGUUCUACGAGGACCUUCAGAAGGAAACAGUUGCCGAGAUAAAACGCCUUGCAGAAUUUUUAGAAGUACCUGCUGACGAAGAACUGGUGAAGGAUAUCGCCGACAAGUGCUCAUUCCAAAAGCUACAAAAAGCAGCCAUAGCGAUCAAAUCAGGAAAAGUCCCGGUUACGGAAGGGGGGAUAAAGUUUUUAUUUAGAAAAGGAAUGGUGGGAGACUGGAAGAACUGGUUCACAGUGGCACAAAACGAACGGUUCGACGAACUUCUGGACAGAGAACUAAAGGGAUCAGCUCUGAAAUUUACUUAUGAAAUAUGAAAAAAAGUACUGUACACCUAAACUAUCAAUUUCCAUUAAAGGUGUUUAGUAACCAUUCAGUGUAGAUAGACGACACUGUGGUGAAAAAAACAUCCCUAACAGAAAACAAG
This is a messenger RNA of Mizuhopecten yessoensis (Yesso scallop), 1136 nucleotides long. Its product is annotated as sulfotransferase 1C2-like. Gene Ontology annotation, biological process: sulfation. Gene Ontology annotation, molecular function: sulfotransferase activity. Gene Ontology annotation, cellular component: cytoplasm. Lineage: Eukaryota; Metazoa; Mollusca; Bivalvia; Pectinida; Pectinidae. The transcript has 6 exons. The record is from RefSeq and is a predicted model, not a curated record. The coding region runs from base 121 to 1026 and encodes 301 amino acids.